AUGAUCCCCAAAUCCUACUGCAACUGUUGCGAAAUCCAUUGCGUUCCACCCUUCAGCUACCAACUGCUGCAGGACUGUACCUGGGCCGUAGGCCCACCACGAAUUCCCAUCUACCGGCGUCAAACGCCGUGCCGUUCCCUGUUUCGGAAGUUCUUCCUGCGUGGCGACGUUCCCAUCUCCCGCUACCACGGCCCGCAAGCGUCCCGUCAGUUCAUCAAGUGGCACGUCCCACCCGAGAAACUGGACUUCCAACGCUACCUACCGCUGUUCUUCGAUGGGUUAUGUGAAACCGCCUUCCCCUACCGGGAGUUUGCCCGCAACGGGAUCCGAGAUAUGAUUGCCGUGGCUAAGGAAAAGCAGCUCCUGUGCUGUCUGCCGAUGCUGAUCCUGCCGGCCAAACGGGCCCUGAAUACGAAAGAUCCGGACGUUAUAAUUGCCACUCUGAGAGCCCUCCAGCAGCUGGUGCAGGCCGGACCCUGCAUCGGUCCGGCCCUGGUCCCAUACUACCGGCAGCUUCUACCCAUCCCGAACCUGUUCGGCGCCUUCAACGUCAACAUCGGUGACCGGAUUGACUUCCAGGGAGGCAACCGCCUCGGCGAUGUCAUUGACGAAACACUGGCUCUACUGGAGCGAACCGGCGGCCGGGAUGCCUAUCUCAACAUCAAGUACAUGGUUCCAACGUACGAAAGUCGUGUGCUGAAUAGGUAAUCCGUCGUCCAUCGGUUGGUGUGAAUUUUGAUGGGGUUCGUUUUUUUUUUCCGUCGAAUAAAAGUGU
Messenger RNA from Ochlerotatus camptorhynchus, 775 nucleotides. Its product is annotated as parkin coregulated gene protein-like. The transcript is spliced from 4 exons. NCBI's taxonomy places the organism in Eukaryota, Metazoa, Arthropoda, Insecta, Diptera, Culicidae. The record is from RefSeq and is a predicted model, not a curated record. The coding region runs from base 1 to 708 and encodes 235 amino acids. Gene Ontology annotation, molecular function: Hsp70 protein binding; Hsp90 protein binding.